AUGCACUUCCAGUCACGCGUAUUCACAACUACCAUCCACGAACUCUUCGCCGACGACUGCGCUCUCAACAACACUAAGGGCGGGGGCAUGCAAAGGAACAUGGACCCCCUUCGACGACGACUGCGACGUAGGCCUGGUCAUCCACACAGAAGACAGUGGUUAUGCACCUGCCGCUACCCAGUGUUACCUACAAUGCACCCCAAAUCAGCGCGAGCGGUCCCCAGCCGCAAGCCGUGGACAACUUCGCUCAUCAUGGGCAGCACUCUAUCUCGCAACACCAAAAUCGACGAUGAAGUGAUCCACCGGAUUACCAAGGGCAGCCAAGCCUUCGGCCGCCAGCAAAACACUGUCUGGAAUCGACACGGUCUCCACCUCGAUACGAAACUCAAGAUGUACAAAGCAGUCAUUCUGCCGACGCUGCUAUAUGGAGCGGGGACCUGGACGACGUACAAGAAGCAAGCGCGGAGGCUCAACCACUUCCACCUGAGCUGUUUUCAGCAGAUAAUAAAGCUGAGGCGGCAGGGCCGGAUCUUGGACACAGAUGUACUGAAACGGACAGGGAUCCUCGGCACCUACGCCAUGCUGAGACAAUUGCAACUGCACUGGAGCGGCCACCUCAUGUGGAUGGACAACGAGCGGCCACCCAAACGAUUCUUCAACGGAGAUGUCGCCACGGGUUCCGGCAGACAAGGUGGUUAA
Molecule: messenger RNA, 699 nt
Organism: Spirometra erinaceieuropaei
Lineage: Eukaryota; Metazoa; Platyhelminthes; Cestoda; Diphyllobothriidea; Diphyllobothriidae
Source: the annotation of a GenBank genome assembly